Molecule: messenger RNA, 375 nt
Organism: Penicillium canescens
Lineage: Eukaryota; Fungi; Ascomycota; Eurotiomycetes; Eurotiales; Aspergillaceae
Exons: 1
Coding region: 1-375 (124 amino acids)
Source: RefSeq, a predicted model, not a curated record
AUGACCACACAGAUUGAGCGCUUGUAUGGAGUACAUGGCCUUCAUGGAUUUAGUGUGCAUCCCGGUGCCUUUGUGAGCCCCAACCUCCAGAAGCACUCACAGGAGGAGAUGAAGGCAGCCAUGGAAGAGAAGCGCGCUCAGGCCUAUCUGUCCAGUCUUGAACAAGCCUGUGCAACUACUAUCUAUGGCGCGGUAUCGAGCGAGUUGGAAGGAAAAGGUGGUUUAUACUUGGAAGGGGCAUCUGUCGGAGUUCAUCCGACACCUUGUGAGGGGGACGCUCUCGAGUAUGGAUUUGGCAGCUGGGCAUUUGAUGAGGCAAAGGAAAAGGAAUUGUGGAGACUUAGCAAAUCCUGGGUAGGAGUUGAGCAAGACUAA